GUCUUAACCAUUUUAAUCCGCUAUCGAACAUGAGGAUUAUGCAUUAGGCCGAUACAGUGACUUCCAGACAGAUUGCAAUAAGAAAAAUCAGUGAAUGUAAUUCAACACGAAUUCAGCGUCAACUGAAACUGUGAAAAGUGUGCCUUGUGAUUUAGUCUGACAAGACAGGAUUUAUUGUUUUUUUUUAAAUAUUUUUUUGAGAUUGAAAAGUGCAUUUGGAUUUUGUAAAAAUGGGAGAAUUAGCGGAAUAUAGAAUGCAUCAGCACAUAGCGCAGGAGAUCUAUCGACAACAAAUCCUUCAGAGAUUACCGGAUCCAUAUCCGACCAUGUUGCCGGUCCCACCGCCUUCCAGGCAUUUUCUGCCGCCGGCAUUCACUCUGACUGGAAUCGAGGCAAAGUUGCAGAACUAUGAGCUAUGGAACAGUUUUGCCCCUCAUGGAACCGAAAUGAUCAUCACAAAGAGUGGCAGACGGAUGUUCCCUUCUGUGAGAGUGACCCUGUCUGGCCUCGAGGAGGAUGCUAGCUACUGCCUUAUGCUGGAAAUGGUUCCAAUUGGGGACUGUCGGUACAAAUUCAGUGGAUCUCAGUGGGUACCAGCUGGUGGUGCUGAACCACAGAGUCCACAGAGAAUGUACCUCCAUCCUGACAGUCCUGCCCUUGGUUCCCAUUGGAAUUCUCAGCCAGUGUCCUUCAGCAAAGUUAAACUCACCAACAAUACUUUGGAUAGUAACGGACAUAUCGUUCUCACCAGCAUGCACAAGUACAAGCCCCGUCUCCAUGUUAUCCGAACAUCAGAACCCAGCCAAAUUCCAUGGUCACCAUCGCAGGUUUUCUUCUUCCCGGACACGGACUUUGUGGCAGUAACUGCAUAUCAGAACGACCACAUAACCAAGCUGAAGAUCGACAAUAAUCCCUUCGCUAAAGGUUUUCGGGAGACCGGUCAGUCGAGGUGUAAACGCAAAACGGCUACAUUAGGUUCUGGUGGUGGCAAUGGCGCCGGAUCAUCUAUAACCCUCAAAUCAAACGUAUCUCUAAUGGCGACUUCACUAAAGUCCGCCAAGAGUGACCCAACAAUGGCUCACAGUGCAACGACGGCUGAGGAAGCAGGACGUCAUCCGCCGAAGAGGAAGCGAGCUAAUAGCUCUUCUGGGUCAGUUUCCUCCCUCGAUGACAGCGGCCUCUCAAUCUGCGGCAGCUCCAGUCGGACAAGUUCACCCUCCACCAAUACAGAAGAAGCCUCACCAGCCCGUUCGAUGGCCCCCACAGGACCAGGGUCAGAACUCGAAGCCAUGCGAGGCCUCCAAGCACCACCGGAAACCAUUUUACAGCACUACAGUGCCGCCGCGGCUGCGAGAUCCAACUGGAUUGACUUUGCUCUGUACUUCUCGAGAGUCUCAGGCCUACCACUAAACCCCUACCAACAUCCCGUACCACAUCACCCACAAGCAGCCGGCUACGAAUUACUAGGUGCCUAUGGACCUCAGUACCCACCUCUAGCCGCCGCUGCAACUCCCUUCGGCGGCAAUGUCCUGAUGCACCUGGCUGCGGCUCACAACCUGAGAUCACCUAGCAGUCCCCACUCACCCACCCACCAUGGCGCCGAUUCGGCUCGCAGCGCCAAGAGCAGCUUCACCAUCGACGCCAUUUUAGGGCGAGAGGAGCAAAACUAAUGGAGCCACUUAGGAUGAUACUCCUUUGACUGAACCGGUGCAUUUUCUU
Messenger RNA from Phlebotomus papatasi, 1719 nucleotides. Its product is annotated as T-box transcription factor TBX6-like. Gene Ontology annotation, molecular function: RNA polymerase II cis-regulatory region sequence-specific DNA binding; DNA-binding transcription factor activity, RNA polymerase II-specific. The transcript is spliced from 5 exons. Gene Ontology annotation, biological process: regulation of transcription by RNA polymerase II; heart development; cell fate specification. The coding region runs from base 231 to 1670 and encodes 479 amino acids. Gene Ontology annotation, cellular component: nucleus. Lineage: Eukaryota; Metazoa; Arthropoda; Insecta; Diptera; Psychodidae. The record is from RefSeq and is a predicted model, not a curated record.